GCCCAAGUGAUACUAUAAAAUAUGUAAAGAUUAAGAAAGAAAAAAAUGGUGAAGAAUUUAAUCUAAGCAAUAUUCUUGAUGAAUAUCCUGAUGGUUCUCAAAUUCUUCAAUCACUAUUGAGUAAUUAUAAAAAUUUCGAUUUGAAACCUGAUAAAGAAGGAAUAUCAUUAUCGACAAUAAUGGACUGGUGGUAUAAG
This is a messenger RNA of Funneliformis mosseae, 197 nucleotides long. The record is from the annotation of a GenBank genome assembly. Lineage: Eukaryota; Fungi; Glomeromycota; Glomeromycetes; Glomerales; Glomeraceae.